AUGACAGAGAUAUCCCUCCAGAACGCUAUCGCGCAGAACGACAAGUGGGCCAAUUCGCGGUCUCUGACAGCUGUAUUUGUCGGCGGCACCAGUGGCAUAGGAGAGUACACGCUCCGGUCGCUCGCUGCCCACUACGGCAAAAGCUCCCAGAGUCUUUCGCUAUACCUCGUCGGCAGAAACAACGACACAGCUUCAGAAAUAUUCAAUGACUGUCGAAAGCUAUGUCCCUCCGGCAAGUUCACAUUUGUGAAGGCUUCUGAUCUGUCCCUCAUUCGCGACGUCGACUCAGCGUCGGAGGAGAUCAAAAAGCUUGUCAGCGACGCAAAGGCGGAGAAGGGCACCCCUGGAUGUAUUGACUUGUUGGUCAUGAGCCACGCAGAUUUGCACAUUGGCGGCAGAAGAGAGACUAAGGAAGGGCUUGACAAGACAAUGUCGAUGCUGUACUACUCUCGCAUGCGCUUCGCCAUCAAUCUCAUGCCUAUGCUGCGUGCCUCUCAAGCUGCCCAUGUCAUCUCUGUUUUCGGAGCAGGUUUGGAACAAAUCAAAGACUGGGAUCCGCAAGACAUGUCCUUCCGUGAUGCGAAACGGUACAACAUGUCCAGAGCUCGUACCCACGUUGUCGUCAUGAAGACGCUAUUCAUGGAGAAGUUGGCCGUCCAGAAUGCCGGCAAAGUUGCCUUUGUCCACCUCUUUCCAGGUGUGGUCAUCACUCCAGCAUUCGGCAAUCAGGAUCUCCCAGGUUGGUUCCGAGCGAUGUGGACUGUCGCGAAGCCAGUUGUGAGAUAUGCCAUGGCCAUCUCUCCGGAAGAGAUUGGCGAGCGUAUCCUCUACCUGGCUUCACCAGCGCUGCCGCCGAGGGACGCUCCAUCUGCCACAGAAAAGGAGUCUACCAGGCCGGUAACAAGUACUGAUGGUGUGCUUGGCGGUGGAGCGUAUGCGUGCAAACAUGAUGCCAAGACCAUUGAUCUGAUCUCCAAGUACAAAGGCCUCAAGGAUGCCAAGGUCGACGAGGAGGUCUGGGAUCAUACGAUGACAGUGUUUCAGCAGAUCGAGACCCAUGGCAUCUUCAAGGACUAG
Molecule: messenger RNA, 1077 nt
Organism: Aureobasidium subglaciale EXF-2481
Lineage: Eukaryota; Fungi; Ascomycota; Dothideomycetes; Dothideales; Saccotheciaceae
Exons: 3
Coding region: 1-1077 (358 amino acids)
Biological process (GO): secondary metabolic process
Source: RefSeq, a predicted model, not a curated record